Molecule: messenger RNA, 2062 nt
Organism: Spea bombifrons (plains spadefoot toad)
Lineage: Eukaryota; Metazoa; Chordata; Amphibia; Anura; Pelobatidae
Gene: MUS81
Product: MUS81 structure-specific endonuclease subunit
Exons: 16
Coding region: 34-1887 (617 amino acids)
Biological process (GO): resolution of meiotic recombination intermediates; DNA catabolic process; double-strand break repair via break-induced replication
Cellular component (GO): Holliday junction resolvase complex; nucleus
Molecular function (GO): DNA binding; 3'-flap endonuclease activity; crossover junction DNA endonuclease activity
Source: RefSeq, a predicted model, not a curated record
AAAUACCAUCAAGACACCUGGAAACACCAGAAGAUGCCGGGUCAAGUCACCUUUGGACGUAAGCGCCCCCUGCCUCCCUGCCCCAAUCCUCUCUUUCUCAAAUGGCUGACUGAGUGGAGGGACGCUGCUGCUGAGAAAGGAUUGAAAACUCAGUUUGUUUACCAGAAGGCAAUAAGCUCGCUAAAGAAGUAUCCCCUGCCCCUCCGAAACGGAAAAGAGGCCAAAAUCCUGCAAAACUUUGGCGACGGCAUCUGUAAGAUGUUGGAUCAAAGACUGGAGAAGCACUAUGCUGAACAUGGACCAGAUGCCUCGAUUCAUUCUCUCCCCGGCUCGAGUUCAACGUCGGCUAGAGGAAGAGAGCAGCAGAGAGCAUCCUCACCCAUUCCCACCACAUCUGGACUAGAAGCACCUCAGACAGAGAGCCAUCAGCAAGGACCAUCUCCCUCUAAAAAGAAGAAAACAGAAGGGAAAAAACAGAGGGAGUAUGUUCCACAGAAAAGGUCCGGAGGGUUUGCAGUGCUGGUAACCCUCUACAAAAAUAGCAAGAGUCCAGGUUCCAAAGGUUAUAUGACUAAAGCAGAACUUCAAAGAGAAGCCCAGCCGCUAUGUGACAAGUCGUUCACGCUGACUGACCCCAGUAGUAAGUACACUGCUUGGUCUUCUGUUAGUAUGUUAAUACAAAAGGAUUUGGUCAUCAAAACCCACAGCCCUGCCAGGUACUCUUUGACAGAGAAAGGGUCUGAGCUGGCACGGAAGCUGGCAGCAGCAGAGCAAGGUCCCGAGUAUUCAGACAAAUCCAAUGUGGUCACUUCACAUGAUGAAGAAGAGCUGGAGAAAGAAAGCAUGGAUCAAGAGAAGGAUGUCCAAAAUAUACGGGUUCUUCCUGUCCAGAGUCAUCAUUAUCAACCGUUGAGCGUUUCCUCCUUGAAGAUCAUGCAGGAGCCUAGUGGAACCCAUGCUUCCAGUUCUUAUCAACACGUGCCAGAUUUCACGCUGCGCCCCGGACAGUUCGACAUUAUUCUUUGUGUUGACUUCAUUGAGACGACAGGGGGCGCAGCGCACCGGAAGCAGGAUCUCGUUUCAGAGCUGAAGAAGAAUGGAGUGAAUUUUGACGUGCGCAAACUGCACAUUGGAGAUUUCGUAUGGAUCGCCCAGGAGAAAGUGCAGCCUUUGCCAGGCCAGCUGCGUAUGCCACAAGCCCGGGAGCUAGUAUUAGACUAUGUCGUAGAACGAAAGAGAAUGGAUGAUCUCUGUGGAAGUAUUAUAGAUGGUCGCUUCAGGGAGCAAAAGUUCCGCCUAAAAAGGUGUGGGUUGUGUCGUCCAAUAUACUUGGUGGAAGACCAUGGGUCAGCCCAGCAUCUGAGUAUUCCUGAGACCACCCUACAGCAAGCAAUAGUGAACACACAGGUGGUAGAUGGGUUCUUUAUCAAGCGCACUAAGGACGUGCGUGAAUCUGCUGCCUACUUGACCUUAAUGACCCGUUAUCUGCAUGGCAUGUACUCGUCUAAAAUUCUGCUGAGCUGCACCAAAGAAGACAAUGAUAAAUUUCAGAGGGAGCUUCCAAGCCGAAAUGCCCAAAGCUGCAUUCUUUUGGACUUCAAGGAAUUUAACGAGGGAGCCAUGAAGAAUAAGGCUCAGACGGUGAAAGAAGUCUUUGCGCGACAACUCAUGCAGAUCAGUGGAGUGAGCGGCGAAAAAGCUGCAGCUGUCCUGGAUAGAUACGGCACGCCAGCCAGCCUUAUGUCGGCAUAUGAACGGUGUAAUUCCAAUGAAGAGAAGGAGAAGAUGCUGUCAAAUGUGAAAUGUGGGAAGCUGCAGAGAAACCUUGGACCAGUUAUGAGCAAGACAAUAUGCCAACUUUACUGCACCAAGGGCUCUUUAUCGUGAUGCCCCAUGGACAUCAGAAUCCAGCAUCCCCAACAGCAUGUCAUCCAUAUCUGGUAUUGAACACCAUGCUGACUCUCUAAUGGGCUCCACUCGUGUAAGUUAAGUCAGAUACUCCUCACCCAUCUAUUUGUACCCUCAACUUAUGUUGAUCUGCUAAAACCACAUUUCUGAAAAA